Brassica oleracea var. oleracea is the source of this 642-nucleotide messenger RNA. Its product is annotated as 1,4-dihydroxy-2-naphthoyl-CoA thioesterase 2. Gene Ontology annotation, biological process: phylloquinone biosynthetic process. The transcript is spliced from 2 exons. Gene Ontology annotation, cellular component: peroxisome. Gene Ontology annotation, molecular function: 1,4-dihydroxy-2-naphthoyl-CoA thioesterase activity. The coding region runs from base 66 to 530 and encodes 154 amino acids. The record is from RefSeq and is a predicted model, not a curated record. NCBI's taxonomy places the organism in Eukaryota, Viridiplantae, Streptophyta, Magnoliopsida, Brassicales, Brassicaceae.
AAACCAGAAAACGAAAUCGAAAAAUUAAAACUUGGUGAAUAGAAUCGAUCGUUAAAAUCCUAAGAAUGGAUCCAAAAUCGGCCGAGUUUACAGCGGAUAAUCCGCUUCACAUCUUAGGAUUCGAAUUCGAAGAGCUAUCCGCCACCAGAGUCUCCGGCCGCCUCGCCGUAACUGACAAAUGCUGCCAGCCGUUCAAAGUCUUGCAUGGCGGCGUAUCCGCUCUGAUCGCGGAAGGACUCGCCAGUCUCGGCGCCGGAAUCGCAUCUGGCUAUAAACGUGUAGCCGGUGUACAUCUGUCCAUCCACCAUAUCCGACCUGCUGCCCUCGGUGAAUCCGUCUUCGCCGAAUCUUUUCCGGUCUCCGUCGGCAAAACUAUACAGGUAUGGGAGGUUCGGCUAUGGAAAACCAAGGAAACGGAGAAGAAGAAAAUGAUAUCAACAUCCCGUGUUACUCUCUUGAGUGGUUUACCUGUACCGGACCACGCUAAAGAUUCUUUGGACCAGCUCAAGAAGUUUGUAUCCAAGUUGUAAUUUUCAUUUUGUAUCUCUCUGACUCUCACAGCCUUGUUUGCUGGGAAUAAAGAACGGUUUACUAGUUUGGUGGUUGUAUUGUAUUGUAUCUACCAAACGAUUACAUAAAUUU